Molecule: messenger RNA, 2338 nt
Organism: Plectropomus leopardus (leopard coralgrouper)
Lineage: Eukaryota; Metazoa; Chordata; Actinopteri; Perciformes; Serranidae
Source: RefSeq, a predicted model, not a curated record
UUGUGGUUUUUUCUUUGUUUCGUCCCAAACUUAACUAAUUUGUCCUAACUUAGACCUUCCAACACCUCUCAUCGAGGAACUUCUUCCUUACCUGACUGUCUGUCAGCUUGAUGAGCUCCAGCCUCCCCUAAACCAGAGAGGGAUAUCAACUUACUCUGGGUGGACUGCAAUACUACAGGACCUGAAAGGACCCCACCAAGCUCUAGACUUCCGCACAGAAGAAGAGGCCAAACACGAAGUUAUGAGAUUGCUUUUUACUUUUAUAUUCAGUGGCAACAGAAAUUCCUAUGUCACCAGAAACAUCAAACAUUUAAACACCCUAUCCUUCCUGCUGGCUGCAGCUAAAUGUAUCAGACAUUUUUCACUAGAUAUGCCAGGUAAAAGGUUAACUGGUGAGCAGCAGCCUCUGCUGAACGUCUUAGAAAGACAUAUCUGGAGUAUUGGUGUAUCACACGACAUUAAUCUGUCAAAAAGGAAGACUCAGACUACACUGUAUGUACUCCACCGCCUUCUGGACCACGGGGUGGCUAAAAAGAUUGUUUUAAACACAGAGAGUCCUGCAGUCCUGGCCUGGCUCCUACAUGGUAGGGGAUCUCAGUAUGUCAGCCCCGAGCUGAAGGACAGAAUGCACAGCAAAAAGAGAAGCUGUAUUUCACAAGCUGCUUCAGCCAGUUCAGACGGAGUCAGCUGCAGUCCAGGUCUUGGGACAAGGGCUUCACAAGAUCACAAGGAUCAAGUCACUCCCUGCAAACGCACAAAGCUGGACUCAGUGUCUCUACAGGAGGAGGAAUCUGAAAAAGCAAACUUCACUGUGGACCCGCAGGUUCUCUGCCAAAUCCUCAGUCCAUGUGACGAGUCCUCAGCAGUGGCUUGCCCAUGGGGACAGAUUGAAUGUUUGGAGAUCAGACAGUGUGGCUCCAACAUCCUCCGUGUGCUGAUCGCUGCCCUGCCCACAUUCUUCUGCCUUCGCUCUCUAAGUCUUCACAGCUUCUUUUUGCGUGUAGCGACCUUCAGGGACUCAGAUGUGUUGGGCCUGGCCAGAGCUCUGCAGCAGCUGACUGAGAGCUCCCGUAGCUCUCUCACUGACCUGAGCAUUGGCAUCCUGCCUUACAACAACCUCGUAGAGAUCCUGCUGGAUUCAAGCCCCAACUUGACUUCCCUGUAUGUGGAGAUCGAGACAUUUAUGUGGGGGCCAACCUACUUCAUACAUCAUCCCAGGCCUGCGGAGUCUGACGUGUCAGAGCUGCCCCUGGAGAAGCUGGCACUCAAAGUAACUGAGGUCCAAAGAGAUCUGUGCUACGUGACAUCUGUGCUGAGACGCUCGCCAUAUCUCACCUCAUUUCACGCAGUCGGGAUAAGAUUACCAAUUGGCUCCUCUCAAAGCCAACUCCUCAGCACUCUCUCAGAGUCAAAUCGCUUUUUGAGGAGUCUCAACUUGGAGGACAUGAACCUGUCUGAUUGUCUUCCUAACAUCCUCGAGCUGCUGAGAGACUGCAAGUUGGAAGAGCUGUGGCUUAAAGACUGCCGCCUUCUGGAGAGGUUGAGCAGCAAAGAGGAGAGUUUGCAGAAGCUGGUGGCUGCUCUGAAGAUGGUGCCUUCUCUCCAGUUACUCAGCCUGGCUCAGAAUCGCCUAGCCAGGAACGUGUUUGUGCUGGCAGAGCUUUUCUCAGGAUCCUCACCGAGCUCAUUGAAACAUCUGGACAUCAGUUCCAACUUCAUUCACCCUGCUGAACUGCUGGAGUUCGCUGAGAGACUGAGGACACAUCAUCCAGCAGACCGCUUGACCCUUGACCUGAGAAGAAAUCUCGGAGACCGAGAUCCCGACACCUGGAACACUGCAUUGAAGAUGCUCCAGCCAUUCUGUGUUCUGCUGGUUAAUGGAUGGAAUUCCACCAACACAAUGGCGGACUACAUCAGCAACAUGUGAACUCCCUGUGGGAGUGAAAGGUGGCUGUGAAAAGGUAGCACUUAAUGUAAAGUUUGUAUUUUUCUCUUUGACAGAAGAAUGACUGUGUUCAGUUUGAGCUGCAGAUUCCAAAGUCAAGCUUUUAUUGUGUUUUCAGAUCUUUCUUGACUCACACCUGCAGCAUCAGUCACCUCUCCACUGUCCAUAAGCUGCAGUGUGUGUGUACGCACUGUUUUGAGCAGUCAGAUGGAGAGCAGAGAAGUGUAUCAAUCUGGUUUUACAAGUUCUUCUAGAAAUGCAUCUUUCUGUUAAAAUUACAGUUAUGGUAGGACAUACAUGAUUUUACUUUGUCAUUAGCUGUGUGACAUAUUUCAUCGGCUCCAUUUAUGUGACAUUUAUUUAAUGCAACAUUUAAUAUGUUCUCUUGUAUCA